Penicillium oxalicum is the source of this 1389-nucleotide messenger RNA. RefSeq lists its product as uncharacterized. The transcript has 2 exons. Lineage: Eukaryota; Fungi; Ascomycota; Eurotiomycetes; Eurotiales; Aspergillaceae. The coding region runs from base 1 to 1389 and encodes 462 amino acids. The record is from RefSeq and is a predicted model, not a curated record.
AUGUCUUCCUACCGCAUGCAGGCCGUGCAGCGUGGCGGCAAUGAAGGGCUUGAGAGCUCUUCUGGUGACCAUGCACUCACCUCUCACACUUCUUUGCCUCACAUCAAUAGUGAUGGCUUCUUCACCUUGCUUCCUCCCUUUGUCUCGCGGGCCUCGCCUAAGAAGCGUCACCAUGAGUCCAUGGUUGACUUGCCUGGGCCCCGCCUUCCUCAAGUCCCUGUCUCGGAGAGCUACGUGAGCUCAGCUCUGUUCACCUCCGAGACCAGCACUUACGCCGUUCCUUCCAUCGAGUCGUCACCCAACCGACUCGGUCUCGUCGCCCGCCGCUCCUCCUCCGACCUCUCCGUGCACUCGCUCGCCAGCCUGGAGGUCACCCCAAAUGGCCUCGCCGAGCCGUGUCACGACUCUCAUUGGGAUGCUGAGGUCACCUACCUCAAUGGGACCCAUGACUCCGACCUGGUGCAGGAGAUGCAACCCGCACCCUGCUAUGUGCCCUACGCACAGCCCAUUCUGGCCAAGGUCGCUUCAGUGGACAGCGACGGGAUCCACUCUCUGUAUUCUGAAACAGAGCAGUGCCCAGCGAUGAUAUCUCACAUUGUCGCUGCCCUGAACACCCGGACCCGACCCGACAAGCAGGCCGUGCAACGACCAAGCCUCCGGGGACACUUCAUGGCGAGUCUGCAGCGCAAGCCAAUCCACUGCGACUACAUCAAGUCUCUCCGCGACAUUCGCGCUGAACCCAGCAGCGACGUUGCGCCCCACGGAUGGCUGAUCGAAGAAGGCUCCGUGGUCAUCGGAGUCGGCCCCUCGUACGUGGUCUCAACCGGAGAUGACCAGCCUCUGGACCAGCUUGACCUCAAAGAAGGCAAGCUCUACGUCGUGGAGCAAAUCUUCGGCGACAUGUGGGCGCUGUGCUCCGAGUUCUCCACGAGCCAGUCCAACCGCCACGGCAAGGUCGCGGGGUCUCCCAAUAGGCUUGCGGGUUUGGGCUUCCUUCCCCUGUGCGCGGUAACCCUGGCCGCCAACUACGGGACCUUCCUGGAGCGCUGUCGGGAGUACCGACACUCUCCUGACCAGAGCCUCUUGACCCCAGCAAAUGGUGGUCGUGUCUUGCCUUCUGUCCGCGUCCAAAGCGUGGAUGUCAGCCGUGAGAUGGACUACUGGUCCCUCCGAGGGCGGCAGGCCUUUAAACCUAAGAAGGCCCAUGCCGUUUGCCAGAAGUUCCGGCCCAUCGGCGAGAACGACGAUGAAUGGGAGCCCAAGGAUCCCUUCAACCAUUUCAAGCGCAAAGUCCCGAGUCUACGGCGAGUCUGGAGAAAGCUUAAGCCUGAAAAGCUUGAUGUCAAGACGGGGAUUCGAGAUCUUUGUGGCUGGGUCCGGGGUCAUUGA